CGUCUCUCUUCGCUUGCACUACAUCCUCGACUUGUCCAUUAGAGGCGCUCUGCAUGCCGGAAAUCCCCUCAAUACCGCGCCAUGUCAUCUGGGAACCAUGAGCAAGCAUUGCAGCAACUCCAGACCGAAGUCAAUCGGAUUCUCGAACAAACCGGCCGAAUAUUUGCAGCGGCCAAUGGCUCGUCAAAAAGUACUCCGCAAGCCCAGAUGACGCGGCUUCGAAAGAUUCUGCCCGAUGCAAAUGCGCGCUUCCAUGCCGCUUUGGACGAACUGGAAGAAGAACUUCAAAUGGCACAACUAGUCAUGCGGCGUGAUCUUGCAUUGUAUCGCGACAAGUCCAAGACCCCGAAGGAUGCUCCUCAGAUUGAAGCACCUUCCUCGGAGACACUGGAGAAAGAAGAAUUACCAAGUAGCGAAACUCUAGCAGGUGACGAAAUGGAAGACGUCAAAAUUGCCGAUGCGUCGCCGAGCGGUGCAGUCAAAGACGAACCAACGGCGGAACCUGCACCGACAUCAACUGAUGAGCCACCUUCGACGAGCCCGAAGACGAAGGCCGAGCAGCCUGAGGAGAAACCCGAACCCGCUCCCGAGCCUGAUGUACCUACCGAUUCUAAACCUCAGCCCGAAACCCAGGACAGUGAACAACCAUCCAAAGACGAGAGCACGCAAGAUCCUCCCCCAGACUCCACCACCUUCUCCAACACUCCCGACCUGGACUACCUCUUCGGCGGUCCCGUCUCCGCCGAGCCCGGGGACAACGCCGCAACCGAGUUCAACUUCGGCGAUCCAAACGGCACCAAUACAGGCGCCGAUGACUUUGACUUUGACGCCUUCGCCAACAGUCUCGCCGGCGCCAAUGGCGGAAUUCCCGUUGGAGAUGACAACAUCGCCUCCCUGCUCCCCGGCCUAGAAGACUACGCCAAUACCGCCCCCGUGCAGGACGCAACCAUGGAUUUCGACGACAUCUUCAACUCUACAUUGCCGACAUAUAACGCGACUGGGGAUGAUGGCAAUAACUCACAGGCCGGACCGCCGCAGGACACUACCUUUGACGAUCUACUUGAUUUGCCGGAUUUUGGCGUGGGAGAAUUGACCGGCGAGAAUGGCGGAGAAGACGGAGGGGCAAAUCAGGAAUUUGAUUUUGAUAUGAGUUGAGAGCAGAUAUUGCAGUUUGUGAAGAGAAGAGAGUAGUAGUGCGCAUCU
This is a messenger RNA of Neohortaea acidophila, 1203 nucleotides long. RefSeq lists its product as uncharacterized. The record is from RefSeq and is a predicted model, not a curated record. The transcript is spliced from 3 exons. Lineage: Eukaryota; Fungi; Ascomycota; Dothideomycetes; Mycosphaerellales; Teratosphaeriaceae. Bases 82 to 1155 code for a protein of 357 amino acids.